This is a messenger RNA of Penicillium crustosum, 1305 nucleotides long. RefSeq names its product taxilin. NCBI's taxonomy places the organism in Eukaryota, Fungi, Ascomycota, Eurotiomycetes, Eurotiales, Aspergillaceae. Bases 1 to 1305 code for a protein of 434 amino acids. The transcript is spliced from 5 exons. The record is from RefSeq and is a predicted model, not a curated record. Gene Ontology annotation, molecular function: syntaxin binding.
AUGUCGUCCACCUCCAUGGCGAAGAAGAACAAGGCGAAGAAAGCGGCCGACCCAAACGAGACGUCCAAGCUUUUAGCCGCCAAGAUCUCCCAGCUGGAGCAAGAUGCCGCCGGCGAGAAAGACCAAGAGGCAGAAAUUGAGCGCGAGGUCAAGAAAGCAACUCGUGAUCUCAACCAGCUUUUGAGCAACAUUGAGUCCCCUAUGACCAAACUCGAAACCGUUCAUAAGAAGUACACCGAGCUGUUGGCGGAUAUGAAGAAGUUGGAUCGUGAUUAUUCCAAGAGCAAGAAGCGUGCCGAUCAACUACAGAAAGACCAGGACAAGGGCAAAUCUGAUCUCAACAAGACCGUUACAAUGAAGGACAAGCUGGAGAAGCUGUGUCGAGAACUUACGAAGGAGAACAAGAAGGUCAAGGAUGAGAAUAAGAAGCUGGAAGAUACAGAGAAGAAAGCGCGCUUGAUUGUGAACGAACGUCUCGACUCGCUCCUCUAUGAUAUCCAAGACGUCAUGGCUGCCAAGGGGAACCCUCGCAGCGAAAAGGUGGAAGUUGAUCUGGAUGAAGCACUUCGCGCCAAGCUUAAGACCAUCAGCGAACAGUUCGACACGCGUGACCUGCAUUACAGGGGCCUCCUACGUGGCAAGGACUCUGAGAUCCAAAGCCUCGCUUCCAAGUUUGAGGAGCAGCGCCGUGCUGGUGAAGUCGAAGCCAACCGAAGCCGAGCUUUGACCUCCCAGGUUUCCACUUUCUCUCAUACCGAGGCUGAAUUACGCAGCCAACUCAACAUCUAUGUGGAGAAGUUCAAACAGGUCGAGGACACUUUGAACAACAGCAACGAUCUCUUCCUUACCUUCCGCAAGGAGAUGGAAGAGAUGUCCAAGAAAACCAAGCGCCUGGAGAAGGAGAACCAUACUCUCAACCGGAAGCACGAGCAAACUAACCGCAAUAUCCUGGAAAUGGCAGAGGAACGGACCCGAAACCAUGAAGAACUUGAAAGAUGGCGACGAAAGUGCCACCAUCUAGAAGCCCUUUGCCGGCGUAUGCAAGCCCAGGGCCGAGGCGAAGGACUCGCUCUAGCAGAAGGUGAUGAUCAUUUAGAAGGCGAUGAUGAAGGCACCGAAAGCGAGUACGAUGAUGACUAUGAAGAUGACGAGGAGGAUAUCAGUGAUGAGGAAGAUCUCGAGCCACCCCCUACCCGAGUUGAGCAACCGUCAGAGAAGCCUGUCUUCGGUCCCACCCCGCCCCCAAAUCUUUUGGAGGCUCGAGCGAAUGGCAACGCUGCGGGAGUCAACGGCUUGGUUUUCUAA